This is a messenger RNA of Solanum pennellii, 3230 nucleotides long. RefSeq names its product F-box protein At5g51380-like. Bases 266 to 1771 code for a protein of 501 amino acids. NCBI's taxonomy places the organism in Eukaryota, Viridiplantae, Streptophyta, Magnoliopsida, Solanales, Solanaceae. Gene Ontology annotation, biological process: SCF-dependent proteasomal ubiquitin-dependent protein catabolic process. The transcript has 3 exons. Gene Ontology annotation, cellular component: SCF ubiquitin ligase complex. The record is from RefSeq and is a predicted model, not a curated record. Gene Ontology annotation, molecular function: protein binding.
UGCGCCCCGCCCCACAAAUCUCAUCUGUUGAGAACUGUAUUCCUUUCUUCAACUUCUAAAGAAUUUUUCUGCGGAACUAUACAUACAGCUUUCUGUAUAUAUAAAGAUUCGUGACUUCAAAAACCCUAAAAAUGGUGAAGUUGUAGAGAGAGAAAGUGAGCUAUAGCUUGGCGAUGUUGGAGAGGUGGUGCGGAACUCGAGGUAAAGAUUCCCGUCUUUGUAACUUUAACCCGGACUCGCAUUCUCAACAUUGACUGUGCGAGAAAUGCCUACGUCACCUGAAGAAAACCCUAACCCUAAGGCGAAAUCGGCGGCGGCGGCGGCGAAGAAGAAACGGCGGUCGAGCUUGUCGGAUAUAUGGAAUAACAAGGAUGCUCAGGCGUUGAAGCAAUUGGUGCUUCAAAUGCGAGCUCAAUCGGUUUCUAAUUCCACUACUCCACCGUCUGAGCCCGAAUCUGAUAUCCAAUCCCUAACCCAAGAAGACGGGGAGCCGACCCGUUUUAGUUCUGGACCAGAUUAUACCGCCGUACUUUCUGAUAAGUUGCUGUUGAAUGUGCUUUCGAAGCUUCCGGAACACCAGCAUAUUUCUAAUUCAUUGGUUUGUAAGCGUUGGUGUAAGCUUAGUGGGAAGUUGGUUAGGUCUAUUAAGCUGUUAGAUUGGGAAUUUUUGGAAUCUGGAAGGCUUAGUUAUAGAUUUCCGGGUUUAAUUGACAUUGACCUAGUUCGAGCAUGUGUGAAAUCCCGGAGGAAUUCGGGAAUUGUGAUGAGUCAUAGGCUCGUUUCGGUGCAUUUGGAUUCGAACUCUAUUCAUGGAGGGUUUGUUGGGAAAGAGGGGUUUUUGGGACAAGAGGUGGUUGAUGGAGGGGUUAAGGUUUUAGUUGAGGGUUGUGCUAAUUUAAGAAGAAUAGUAUUGAUAAAUGCGAGUGUAGAGGGGCUCGGUUAUUUGGGUGAAAAGUGUGAAACUUUGCAGGAGUUGGAAUUGCAUUUCUCUGAUGACUUUGCAUUGAAGGGAUUAUUUGGCUGUAGGAAUUUGCAGAUACUGAAAUUGGUUGGUUGUAUUGAUGGAUUAUAUAAUUCCAUGGUUUCAGAUAUAGGAUUGACAAUUUUAGCUCAAGGGUGUCCACGUUUACUGAAGCUUGAGCUGGUCGGAUGUGAGGGAAGUUAUGAUGGGAUCAAAGCAAUUGGGCAGUGCUGUCAGAUGCUUGAGGAAUUGAUACUUUGUGAUCAUAGGAUGGAUGGUGGGUGGUUGUCUGCUUUGUCAUUUUGCAGCAACUUGAAAACUUUGAAGCUUCAGUAUUGUAAGGUUCUAGAUUCAUGUCCUGGCCCUGAUGAGCACUUGGGUUCUUGUUAUACUCUCAAUGAGCUACAUUUACAUCAGUGUCAAUUACGGGAUAAGCAAGGUGUGAGAGCAUUGUUUCUGGUUUGUGGGACUGUCCGAGAGCUUGUCUUUGGGGACUGUUGGGGAUUAGACAACACUAUAUUUGCUGCUGCAAGUGUUUGUCGGAGCUUGAGAAAUCUCUCUUUGGAAGGAUGCUCAUUGCUCACGACGGAAGGAUUAGAUUCGGUAGUUCAGUCAUGGAAAGAGCUUGAAAGGCUUAAGGUAGUCUCAUGUAACAAUAUAAAGGAUAGUGAAAUAACGCCAGAACUAGCAACUUUAUUUUCUGUUCUCAAAGAGCUAAAGUGGAGGCCAGAUUCUCGAUCUUUUCUAUCAUCAGGUCUUGAAGGGACUGGUAUUGGGCAGAAAGGUGGUAGAUCAUUGCGGAGGAAGUAAGUGUGAACUGGUAAAGAUGUCAAUGUAAAUGCAUUUCACCAUGAAGGUGAAAGUCUGUCUUCACUCGUUCCAGACAGUCCAGAAAAUAUUGGGUAGAGUGUUGUUGCCUCUACUGUUGGUACUGAUAUUGCAUCUGCAAUUGAAAGUACUCAAACAGAAAAAGAAGCUUCUGGUACUUCUGAGCCAAUUGUUGUGGAAGCGAGCUCCGGUGUGAAAGAAAGCAAUAUUGCUGAACCCAGUAAUAAUUUAAGACCUAUACCAGUUCCUCGGGAAGAUGCAGUCUCAAAGGAUUCAGACUUCGAAAAAACUUUGAUUUCCAAGAAUUUAAUUCAGUGGUGGAACUGGAGUGUUGAUUCAGUGAUAUUGCUUCAGUGACUGGUAAAAACUCCUUUAUGGCUUCAAUGGGAUGUUAACAAAGUUGCUGGAAAAUGAUUCUUGAGAGAAUUGCAGUAAAAUAAAAAAAAUAGAAAGCAGGGAAGUAUUUCUCUAGUAUUCGUUGUUUGAAAGAAAUUGGAGUAUAAAUGAGAACAAAACCCUUUUUUUCCCUUACAUUUGUGCAGGACCUUGGAGAAAAUCUUUUCUGGGUGAAGUUUUUAAGUGCAUUUCCAUCAUCUUUAUUUUUUUACUAAAUGCAUCAAAAAGUGUUGAUAAUUAUCUUUCUGGUACUUGAUUUACCAAUUCUCAGAAGAAAAAAAAUUAACAUUCUGGUACUUGGUUUUCCUUUCCACACAAUCAAGUGGUACCUAUGUGUCGUUACUGCGAGUUAAAAUCGUGUUUUAGGGGGGAAAGGAUGUGUCUCUUCUGUUUAUUGGUCUUCCGUUCUUGUUGGAACUGUGGCCUUCGGGCAUUGCUUGGUUCAUCUGCCACUGCUAAGUUUGUACUAUUUGACUCAGAUAACAGUAUGGAAGUUUGACAUGAAUACUUUGAUAUAUGCGCUAUGCCUUUAAAUUGGGACUAUAUACUAUGAUUUUGGCAUUGAUAUUGUUGUCUGGUCUCUACGUUUUCCUCGUCUCCAGUAAGCUUGUGUUACUGUUCAUUGGUAAAUGCAGUAGUGUUUGUCACCAAUAAUUCCUAACUAUAUGUACUUUGAUUGGAUUGUGUUAGCCCUUAGGUCAUCGCCAUGGAGAGGUUAAAGUUAGAACUUCAAGUGCGUGGGUUGAAAUGUGGAGGCACUCUACAAGAACGUGCAGCCAGGCUUUUCUUGCUCUCAACCACACCUUUGGAGAUGCUUCCAAAGAAGUUGCUUGCUAAGAAGUAAUUCUGUGCACGUUUGUUUUGCUAUUGUAGCUAGUUGUAAUUGUAGCUUCAUGUUUUAAGUGUCAGCUUAUUCUCUAUUUGACUUACGAUGUAGAUAUGCGUAUGUAUGUUUCAAUAAAUUCGACUACUUACAAGGACAAACAGCAGCAAUUCACUUUUUAGAGUAAUAAACUAAUGUUUAUUUGGUUCUGAUAUUUCUGAA